UUCAGUGUAUCCGUUUCAACAACCCGAUAACUACUCGUCUUUCUCCUCACUCUCGCUCUCUACUCUCUCUCCCUUCGGUCGGGGGAGAACGCGAACCGAACCGGGCGGCUCAUCUCGACCGGAAAUGGCGAACCGGACCGGACCGGGCGGGGCGGCGGAGGAGGAAGACGACGACCCCGUCGUCUCCUUCCCGGAGCUCCUCCGCUUCUGCGGCCGCGCCCAAACCCUAAUCACCGAGCUCCUCCUCCUCGCGGAUCGCGUCCCCUCGGAGUUCCGCGAUCGCCGCUUCGACCCCGUCCUCUUCGAUCUCAGAUAUUUUGACUCUCCUAGUGAUUUUGAGUCAAGGAUUGAAGGAAAUGCUGAAUUAGAAGCUCUAGAAGAUCAGCUCCGUGAAUCUUGCUCUAAUUAUAUGCAGAGGUUCUUUAAUCUGGCUAGUGGAAUUGUCAUUUACCAUAUGGAGCUCCUUAAAUACCUAAAUGAUCUUCAGGAAGGUCUUUAUGUGCAUUAUUCACUUGAUAGUGUAUUGGAGAGCAAGUCUGGGUGCCAACUGCUGACAGAGUCAAUUACAUUAUUUGCAUGUGUCCUGUUAUUAAUGGAGCACAGGAUCGUUGGGAUUUUGCGUGAGAAGCUCCUUGUGGCACAUCUACGAUAUGAUCGUUGUUUCAAUUUGCCAAAGCUAGAGGAAAUAUGCUCUCUCUGUCGUAUACACCAGCCUAAUACAGGAACCUUAAGUCACACGAGUGCUUCUUCAUUAACCUCUGAUAUUCUUUCCAUACAAAAGCCAGAGAUCCUUUUUGCAAGAUUCCCCUUUCCUAAACUGGUGGUUGAUGCUAUUAUAUCUUGCUUACGGGGAGAUGACAUGUACAAUAACAUUCGCCACUAUCCAGAUCCACAGCAUCGGACUGUGGCUUUGUCUUUACAGGGUGGACGUUUGUACCUGCUGUUAUUUUAUUCUACUGACUUUUUACAUAAUGGUCUUGUUAUGCGAGAGAUUGUUGAUAGGUUCUUUAAGGAUAAUUGGGUGGUUCCUAUAUUUUUGCAUUUCUUGGUAGAUUUAUUUGCCUCAUGGGAUGCAUAUAAAGAAGCAAAAGCUGCAUUAUCCUCUUGUCUUUCGCCCAAUUUUAUACGUGAUUGCUGCCUUUAUUAUUCUUCUAAGGUUACGCAUCUCUUGUCUGAGUUAGGCUCCAGUCUCUCUGAUGGUGCUUUGAAGAAGGAUUAUGUCCUGGAUAACUCUCAACAUCUUAUCUCCUUUAUAAGAAAUUGCAAUAUUACUCUGCGCUGGCUUUUGCUUCAUAGAAUUAGCAAUGACAAGAGGUCAAGGGACAUAGUGACUUCUAUAGGGCUGGCGCAGCAAGUCGAUGAUGAUAGCUUACUACAACUCCUACUGAAGGCUUCUCAACUUGAAUUUGAAGUGAAAUUUCUUUAUGAUGAACUUUUGAGAACCAGAGAAGCUAUGUGGUGCGAGAAGAAACGCUGUGCUUCUGAAUGCAUGGAAGACUUAUCCCGAAACCACUUUGGCACUUGGGCUUCAUCACACAAAUUCAAGAACAAGAGCCUGAAAGACUGGUUUGAUAAGUUGUCACUGGAGCAGAUGCAGUCACUAAAUUAUUCUGGACAUGGAAGCUCUGGGAGAAUAAUCUAUCGUGUAAUAUCUUCAAUUAAGGAUAUUGAACAACUUGAUCAAGUUGAAGAAAGUUUGCAAAUCAAACAUGGGUUAGCCAAAGUUCAGAAGUCUCUUCAUGACAUGAUCAAAAUUCUCAAUUUAGAUAUUGAUGCUAUGAGGGUAUUCUCUGUGGUUACAGAUGCUGUAUAUGCUUGGGGAUACAUUGCAAAAUAUGAUAAACUUUUGAAGAAGAAGAUUAAGCAAGAUCCAUCAACAAUGCUGAUUUUGCAUGCCUUAUUUCUUAAAUUUCAGUCAUUUCUGAAUGUACCGCUACAAUGGAUAGAGCAGUGCCAAAGCGAGGAUCUCCCAUAUGUCUCGAGAUACUAUUCCUCAGAGUAUGCUGCUAGAAUUUUCACCAUUCUGGAGAUUGUUCCUGUCGUAUUGCUUGAUAUAUUUAAUGAUAACUUACAAGCUCAGCAUCCAUUUCACCUAGUAAAUCGUAUUGACAAGGAUGCUUUUGAAGAUUUUAUGCAGUUGGAUACACAACUCAAACUAGCAAGGCAAGCUGGCAAAUUGUCUGUUAUUUCUGAGGGGAUAAUGAUCAUGUCAAGGAACUUAAAUGGCCUCAUCAAUUCGGACUUAAGGAACUGGUUGGAAGAGAAUGUACGGAAGGAACUAUCAAGGCGGCUAGAAAGCAAGCUGCAAUCCCAUUUCUUGCCUCAUGCUGGGCGUGACGAUUUAGAAACUAAUCUGGUGUCCUUAUCAACUUUUAUCCUUUCCCAGUUGCGAAUGAUGGAAACCUUACAGGACGUACUUCAUAUUCAUGGGAGUCAUAUCUGGGAAGAAACUUUUACUGAACUACUGAAUCGUUGUGCUCAGAAAGAACAAACUGAAAUUGUGAGACGAAAGCAAGAAUCCAAAAUUUCAGUUGCAAAGUUGAAUGACUUCUCUAAGUCAACCACUUUUUUUGGACAUUUAUUGCACCAAAUGUUUCAGUUAACGGAUCCCUCUCGAUCAAUGUAUAUAGAGCCUAUGGUUGGUUGGUUUGAUGCAGAAGGCCGUGAAUUGCUUGGGUUGCACUUUUUUAAUCUACUUGAGUCAAGUGUUGGACAGGUUGGCUUGGCCAUUUUGGACUCUCUAUUAGCUUUACUCAUAAAGGAGAAUCUAGAACUUACAUUGAAGAGCUUUCAUGUUUUGUUGGAUUCUAGAUGCAUGGAAGAACUGCACAAGCUUGAUAAGUUUAUGGGGCCUCCUACAUCCAUUCCUUUGCUGGGUUUGUCGUUGUACAAUCAGAUGGUCAAGAUGUUCAAUGUAUCAUGGGAGCCCUUGGCUGAGCUCUUGGCAACUAUUGGACGGUUACAGUUAUUACGCUGCCUGGUUUCUUUUAAGUUGAGGUCCUCAUCAAAGAUAAAGGCCGAUCUUGUAACUUCUGCCACUGAAAACUUGAUUUCUUCAGUUUCUUUGCAGAGAGAACGGAUUCUAGAGUGCUUAAAAGAUGAAGAAGAGAAGGAUUCAACAGUGCGAAACUUUCUCCAUUCAUUGUUUGAGCAGCAAAGGCUGUGCGGUUUACAAUCUCCGCUCCGAUCAGUCUACAUGUCGGAAGAUCCGCCGACUUGUUUAAGCAGAUUUACUUCUGUUUUCUCAAUAUCACAGUUAUCACGAUACGUGCUCGAUGUCCACUUGGGCACUCUGACCAGUAAAUUGAAGAAGUCGAGUGUUGAUUUCUCUCCUCUGGUGAUCGGGCUCGGAACAUUUCUUAGGCAAUUUCAUGCUUUCUAUAUCACCCAAUACGCGCAGUUCAUGGGUCAAUACAUACGGAUAGCCGUAGCCACGGCAUCAGAUUCUGGCUCUGAAACUCAGAAAGGAUCUGGCGAUUAUGCAUCCGAGGUUUUGAAGUCCGCGUUUUGGCUGAUGUUCUUCGGCAAAUACAUGGAAAUCCCGAAGGAGUUGAUCGAAUCUUGCUUCCCUUCUUCGGUCCUCGCUAUCCUUCAAACUUGAAUAAUUCAAAAUUUUUGUCAUUUGAUCUCCGAUAAACCCGAAGAAGAUGAUGUGCUUUUGGCCAUGAUCCAUCGGCGAAAUAACAGCAAAUUAAGAGGAUUUUUCUGUUUUUUUCUUGGAUCUAAGUAGAAAAUGCACAAAUCAGAGGAUGGUAUUUUUUAGUGUUGUAAUGAAUUAAGAUUUUUCUCUUUUUUUGGUUUUUUUUGUUUUUGUUUUUGUUUUGUUUCCUUAGCAAGGGAAAUCUUAUGUUUGUAUUAUUUAUUGUAUUGGAAGAGAAAUAAAAUAAACUUGAUAUGUGGAAAAAA
This is a messenger RNA of Ananas comosus (pineapple), 3906 nucleotides long. Its product is annotated as WASH complex subunit strumpellin homolog. NCBI's taxonomy places the organism in Eukaryota, Viridiplantae, Streptophyta, Magnoliopsida, Poales, Bromeliaceae. Gene Ontology annotation, biological process: regulation of actin nucleation; actin filament polymerization; endosome organization. Bases 125 to 3601 code for a protein of 1158 amino acids. Gene Ontology annotation, cellular component: endosome; WASH complex. The record is from RefSeq and is a predicted model, not a curated record. The transcript has 29 exons.